GAAAUGGCGGGUCGCGAGAAACUGCGAGGGCUCACACCAGCGUUGGAUUCAUUCUAGCUGUUGGAUCCACAGGCUCCUCCUUCAUCCACCGUUGAGAGUAAAUUUGUUCGCAUGUACCUCCGAUCUGAACCCGACCCAAAACCUCUUACCGACUCGGUCUUCGUGAAAGAAUCUCCGCACCCUCGCUCUCCUCGUUAUCGGCCUCAUCUCUGUGUGACGAUCUUAGCUGACCAACGCGGGGAACUCGCCGCCAAGAACAACUUCAUGGCCUCCGAAAUGAGCAAGUAAUCUGUGAUGCAUUGUUCUCUUGUCUGGAACUUCUGUCCCAAUCGCUUGUAGAUUUCGUUUUAGUUUUCUGCAUCAAGAUUAGGGUUCUUGAGAUUUCACUUAUGUCUGCUGAAUUGAAGCUUUGGAUGUAACUUAGGUAUUUGUCUUUUUUAGUAGGGAUUAGUAUGAUUUUUUGCAUAUAACCCCUUUUUUUUGGGAAGAUGGGUCGAAAGAAAUCCCGGCCGAUUAGGUCAGGAGGCAUAGUAUCUGUAAAUGACGGCCCAAGUUGUCGUGAAGCGCCACAUUUAGAAAAUAAUAAUUUGUGCAAAGAAGUAGGUGCAGUUGAUAAUGGGGAACAUUCUAACUGUAGCAAACCUAUUUAUAUUGAUGUAGAUUGCAGCAGUUGGGGUUCUGCUGAGCAUCUUGAUAUAGCUGAAGUGAUUCUAAAUGAUGUUAAGUUUUCUGAUGGAAAAAUUGAUUACGGAUUGCUAAAAGAUAGCUUCAAUGAAUUAAAAUUUUCACUUCAGUUCCGCUUGUGCAAUGUAAACGAAGGUAGCUUUAGAUUGGGUCAGUGGCCUGUAUUAUCAGCUACUGAUAGCAUCUUUUUAGAGUUUCUUUUUGUAGAAGAUCAAGGUAGAGAGCAUGGAAAAAACUGUUCCAUUACAUUAUCUGGUACAUUUGAUGGGCCCGAUGAGAGUGUCUCAAGUCUUGUGCAUCUAGUGUAUCUGAAGUUCCUGGCGUUGCGGCUUAUUUUUGUUGUUGAAGAUUUUGUUGAUGUUCCGGCACUUCGAUUUAGGGUAGAAGUGUUGAAAAGUGCCUUUGAUGCAUGUGAUUCCAUUUUAGAAACUGUUAGGCAGCCAUGGAGAAAGAGUAUGAUGAAUGUCAUGCAUUGGUUACGCCCUGAAGUUACAACCUCAGAAGCUAUAUAUGGAAUAGAAGGUCCCUCUGUACAGGUGGAUGAAGCUUCUAGUUAUGGCCGAAGCAAGCAUGCUCAGUUUGAUAUUGCUGACUUUUAUGAAGCCAUUAAGCCUUCAAGGGAGGAGCCUAUGCUGGAUGAAGAACUUCCUGACUUGCUCCCAUGUCUAAGGCCCUACCAGCGCCGUGCUGCUUAUUGGAUGGUUCAGAGGGAGAAGGCAGCUAACAUAAUUUCAGGGGAGAAAGCACCAGAUCAGCUAUCUGCUCCAUAUUCUGUGCCUGUUAAUUUUCUUGAUAGGAGUUCCAGAAUGUUCUACAAUCCAUUCAAUGGGAACAUUUCUUUGCAUCCAGAUUCAUCUUCGCUACAUGUUUCUGGUGGGAUAUUAGCUGAUGAGAUGGGCUUGGGUAAGACUCUGGAGUUGCUGGCUUGUAUCAUGGCUCAUCGAAGGCCGUCCUUGGAAGCAGGCUUCAUUUACAACAAUCACAGUCAUGAUAUUGAAGCAGAAGUUAAGAUUAAAAGGCAGAAAUGGGAACGUGUUGAGUGUAUCUGUGGAGCUGCCAGUGAAAGUUCAAGGUAUAGGGGGCUGUGGGUGCAAUGUGAUUUAUGUGAUGCAUGGCAGCAUGCUAAAUGUGUUGGUUACUCACCUAAAGAGAGCAGUUUGCCUUCACAUGAAAAUGAAACUAAGGGUGGUGGCUCUGUAAAAGUUCUGUCCGAGUCAAAGUAUAGCCAUAAAAAGAAAGAUACUAGCAACAUAGUAAAAAUCAGUGGGGAUUACAUAUGUUCUUUGUGCUCAGAGCUUAUUGAAGCUGCUAAGAUUGACACGUACACUGGUGCAACACUUAUAGUAUGCCCAGCUCCUAUAUUGGCUCAGUGGCAGUCAGAAGUAAUGCGUCAUACGAGGUCUGGUUCCCUGAAAAUCUGCAUUUAUGAAGGUGCAAGGAGUUUAGAUUCUUUGAUUACUUCAAGAACUGAUAUGAUGGAGCUAGCUAGUGCAGACAUUGUUUUGACAACAUAUGAUAUACUAAAAGAAGACUUGUCACAUGAUUCUGAUAGACAUGAUGGUGAUCGUCGUUUUUUGAGAUACCAAAAGAGGUACCCAAUUGUUCCUACUCUUCUUACAAGGAUAAAUUGGUGGAGACUAUGUUUGGAUGAGGCACAAAUGGUGGAGUGCAACCAAGCUUCUGUGACAGAGAUGGCUAUGCGUUUACAUGCACAACACCGUUGGUGUAUCACUGGGACACCUAUACAACGCAGGCUUGAUGACAUUUAUGGGCUUCUACGUUUCCUAAGAGCAAACCCUUUUGAUGUCUAUAGAUGGUGGGUUGAAAUUAUUAGAGAUCCUUAUGAGAGAAGAGAUAGAGUAGCUAUGCAAUUUGUAUACAACUUUUUUAGGAAAAUAAUGUGGCGUUCAUCCAAAGCACAUGUUGCAGAGGAGCUACACUUGCCUCCACAGGAGGUGUGCUUGUCGUGGCUCACCUUCUCAUCAAUUGAGGAACAUUUCUAUCAGAAGCAACAUGAGACUUGUGUGAGCCAUGCUCAUGAAAUUAUCAAAAAUUUAAAAGAUGAUAUUCGUAAAAGAGAAGCUGUAUUUGAUCUGGAUGCUUCAUACUAUGGCUUUCUGUCUCAUAGUGAAGUUGCAAGGCUUGUUGGCCCACUUUUAAAGCUUCGUCAGGCAUGUUGCCAUCCUCAAGUUGGGAGUUCCGGUCUCUGCUCAUUGCAACAAAAUCCUCUGACAAUGGAGGAAAUUCUAGGCGUUCUCAUUGGAAAAACUAAAAUUGAAGGAGAGGAAGCACUACGGAAAAUUGUUAGUGCACUAAAUGGUCUAGCUGCGAUAGCUAUAAUUGAGGAGGAUGUAAAAAGGGCUGUGUUAUUGUAUAGAGAAGCGUUGGCCUUGGCUGAUGAACAUUCUAAUGAUUUCCGCUUGGACCCUUUGUUGAAUCUUCACAUUCACCACAAUCUAGCUGAACUAAUCCCUCUUACUUCUGAAUUUUCAGAACAUUGUUUAUCAGCUGGUUUGCCUCUUGAAAAUAAUGAAUUGAGGAAGCGGAAAUCAACCUCUGCUGACAGGUUUGAUAAGUACUAUGUCAAGAGGGGAAAAACAAGAAAGGGCUGCAAGCCAAUUUCAUCAGGAGAUGAUACAUCUUUGGAGCAGAAUAAUAAAACGGGUGAUGUUACCUCCAUCGUCCAUGGGCUUGCUGAAAAUGGGGCGAAAGAUUUGGAACAUGAUGCUUGUUGUUUCUCCACACUUGAUAAUAGUGUGAAAAUAGUUUCAGAAGUUGAUGUUCCUUGUCUAGUAUCACCUAGAUGUUAUGCUGUUGGUUGCCUGAGAAAGACAUGUGAAAAUAUUAAACAGAAAUAUUUAUCUGUGUUUACUUCAAGGAUGUCCCUAACCCAGGAAGAGUUCAAAAGUUCAUCCAUGCAGGUGUCUAGUAUCUUGAAUGAAAUGGAAAACCAAACCACAAUUUGGUGGUUGCAUGCCCUUCACCUUAUUAGCCAGGAUAAGGAGUCCUCAGCGGAGCUAACACGAAAGAUUGAACAAUCUCUCUCUAGGAAUGCUCAAAGUGCAGGAUUAUCAAGAGUUUCAUCAAGGUUUAGAAGUACAAGUGGUUUAAUAUACAACAUCCAGACUGGUCUAGACUCUCUAGGAAGUUCUAGGCUAGAGUUAAUUAACCGUCUUAUUGAAAUUGACCAAACAAUGGACAAUCCGAAGGAUGAUGAUAUUGAACGGCUUAGAUACUGUCCAAAUUGCUAUGAUGGUGAUGGUCCUCUAUGCCUACACUGCGAACUUGAUGUCCUAUUUCAGGUAUAUGAAGCUAGGCUCUCUCUUGUGAGAAGAGCGAACAACUAUGCAAUGUUUGAAUCAAUAGAGGAGGCAUUGGACUUGCAAAAGCGUAAUUUUGAAUUAAAUCUUUUUUUCCGCAACAACAAAACCUCAUUGGAUAAUGGCACUGGGAAUGAGAAGAGUAAACAACGUCUUGUUAAAGAAGCCAUUCAGGUACUGAAAGUCCCUUCUGAACUGGAGACUACCCUUAGGAUCAUAAAAAGUCAUUCAACAGCAAUCUUGGGAAGGCAGGGCGUGGAAUCUGCGAAAAAACACUUGCUUCUUUUUGAGGGUAUGCGCAAGGAAUAUGCUCAGGCAAGAUCCUUGUCAAGAGCUCAAGCUCAGGUGCUGCGUGCUUAUGACGAAAUCAAAAUGGCUACUACAAGACUGCGUCUUAAAGCAACGGAGGAUGAACCUGCUGCUAUUAACGUGCUAAGUAAAGAAGAAUUGGUUCCAUCUAGCUUGCAGUUAUCUAGCGAAAAGUUUGUGUCAUUGUCAUCAUUGCAACGCAUGAAAGGACAACUUCGCUAUCUGAAGGGAUUGGCUCUGUCUAAUCAGGUAACACAUCAUCAGUGCCUUGAUUCAUUGUCGAAGCCUCAGGAGACGGCUAAAAAUUCUUCCUUUGCAAUUAAAGAUAGCAUUUGUAGCACAGAUCAGGAGCCUUGCCCUGUAUGUCAUGAGAGACUUUUUAAUCAGAAGAUGGUUUUUGAAUGUGGACAUGUCAUUUGUUGCAAUUGUUGUCUUCAAAUGACAGAUCAUGCAGUAGUGCACUCUGGAAAGAAUCAACGGAAAUGGAUUACAUGUCCCACUUGCCGUCAACGGACCGAUUUUGAGAACAUUGCGUAUGUGGAUGAGAAACAAAAUAAGGGCAGUGAUUCAAGACUAUCAAAUACUUCUAAUUCUAAAGCUGAAUCAGAAAACUCUAUCACAGUUAAGGGAUCAUAUGGAACAAAGAUCGAAGCAGUUAUAAGAAGAAUAUUGUGGAUAACUUCAAAUAAUGAAGAGGCCAAAAUUAUCGUGUUCUCUAGUUGGAACGAUGUUCUUGAUGUGCUGGGACAUGCCUUAGUUGCUAACAGUAUCACAUUUGUUCGGAUGAAAGGUGGCAGGAAAUCACAAGUAGCAAUUGCACAAUUUAAAGGACAAGAAAACAUGCAAGUAGGUGAAAAUACACAAGAGCAGCUCACUUCAUCCAAGUCUGUUCGAGUUCUGAUGAUGCUAGUCCAGCACGGUGCAAACGGUCUCAAUCUCUUAGAAGCACAGCAUGUCAUUCUCAUGGAACCUCUGCUAAAUCCUGCAGCUGAAGCACAAGCAAUCAGCCGUAUCCACAGAGUUGGGCAGGAUAAGAAGACGUUCAUUCACCGAUUCCUAGUGAAGAACACUAUAGAAGAGAGCAUCUACAAGUUGAAUAUGACAAGGGAUGUCAGUUCCGUCAUCAGUCCCAAAGUCAGCAAAAACCAAGAUCAGCCCAUUUUGACACUCCAAGACGUGGAGUCCUUGUUUCCCUUGGCAAGGCCAUCUGAAUUGCACCAAGAUAGGAAUGAGCCAGAUGGAAGCUUAAGGAAUUUGCCUCCAGCUGUUGCCGCUGGCCUAGCUGCUCAUAGGAGAUUAUUCGAGGGACAUAACAACUUGCGGUAAAUCUAAAUUGAAUCAUCUCUCUUCCAGCUCUUCUACUAACUCAUUUUCCAUGGAAGAAUCUUGUAUAGUGAUCCAUAUAUCUCGCCCGAAUGCAUCUCGAGUGUGUGUCACUAACGAGGUUUAGCUGCAACGGGUAUUGCUGAUGAAGGUACAAUUUUCUUCUAUACAUUUUUCCUCUUGUGAGAAGUCGUGGUUUCCUUUGUAUUCGUGGAAGCUGUAACCAUGUAUAUAUUGGAUGCAUAGCUUCGAUCCUGUAAGUAAAUAGUCCACGAAUAAUUAGUUAAAUUAUGAACCAGAAAUGUUUUGAGUUCAA
Messenger RNA from Musa acuminata AAA Group (dessert banana), 5952 nucleotides. RefSeq lists its product as uncharacterized. Gene Ontology annotation, molecular function: ATP-dependent chromatin remodeler activity; ATP binding. The record is from RefSeq and is a predicted model, not a curated record. NCBI's taxonomy places the organism in Eukaryota, Viridiplantae, Streptophyta, Magnoliopsida, Zingiberales, Musaceae. The transcript has 20 exons. The coding region runs from base 489 to 5639 and encodes 1716 amino acids.